CGUCAGGUAGGCGGGGUCCCGGUUCCAAACACUAGGAUCUGCUAGCGGGAGGCAGGCGGGGGACGCGAGGACGGAAGGAGGCUGUCCUGUCUCUGAUCAGAGAGGACAGAGAAGCAUUUGGCAGUCGUAGGCGUCCCCGCCACUUCAGGUGACCGACAGGCCUGCUGGAGCCCGGCCUCGCGGGACCCGCAGCCCGGAGCUUCGAGUUCGUCCGCGGGGUGGAGACUGGCUUCCGAGCGUGCGGCUCUUCCUUAUUUUUGUUCCGGUGGUCCCGGGCCGGGCGCUGCUCACUUCCGUCCCCGAGAAGAGCUCCGACAGUUGGCGAUCUUGGAGCCCCAUCAGUACAGGAUACUAGAAGCCCGACAGGGUUUCUCUGCCCUGGGUGUUCUAGGAACUCUCUCUAUAGACCAGGCUGGUCUUGAACUCAGAAAUUUGACUGCUUCUGACUCCUGAGUGCUGGGAUUAAAGUACUUAAAAUGGCUUCUAGAGGGAAGACAGAGACAAGCAAACUAAGGCAGAACUUAGAAGAGCAGUUAGAUAGACUGAUGCAGCAGUUACAAGACCUGGAGGAAUGCCGGGAGGAGCUCGAUGCGGAUGAGUAUGAAGAAACUAAAAAGGAGACUUUGGAACAGCUGAGCGAGUUCAACGAUUCGCUGAAGAAGAUCAUGUCAGGAAACAUGACACUGGUAGAUGAACUCAGUGGGAUGCAACUGGCCAUUCAGGCAGCCAUCAGCCAGGCUUUUAAAACUCCUGAAGUCAUCAGAUUGUUUGCGAAGAAACAACCAGGUCAACUGCGGACGAGGCUGGCUGAGAUGGACAGAGAUCUGAUGGUGGGGAAGCUGGAGAGAGACCUGUACACCCAGCAGAAGGUGGAGAUACUGACGGCGCUUAGAAAACUCGGCGAGAAGCUGACAGAAGACGACGAGACCUUCCUCUCUGCCAAUGCAGGCGCCGUGCUCAGCCAGUUUGAGAAAGUCUCCACAGAGCUCGGCUCUGGAGACAAGGUCCUUGCUCUGGCAGGGUUUGAGGUUGAAAAGACCAAGAAAUGACAGCGUGCUGGGUGUGACGCUGCCAGCCCCGUCCAAUCUGCACACGGUGCUUCCAUUCUGAGGACUCAGGCAAUGCAAAGACGUAGAGACUGUCAAAGUGCAGCAGCCGCCCAGGGACACAGUGUGGCUUCUGCUUGGGGCCUCGUCCCACUCUGCGGACCUCCCUUCUCACAAGGCCCGGCUCUUGCUGGACAGAGGGACAUUGUUCACUAUGGUUUGUUUUGUUAAGAUGUCUUGUUUUUAGAGCUGGUAGGGGUAAGAGCCGUGAGCUGGUGACUGUCCUGACCUCUGUCUGCCUUGGCAUGGGCAGUGCGGUGAUGUCACUGGCCCUCCUGGGUCUGGAGAAUCUUAGAAACCUUUCAUUUUUACACACACACAAAAAACCAAGACUUAGAGCAUGUGAUCUGUCUAAAGUCACAUUAGAGGCAGAGCUGAGGCUGGGGCUCAGGUGUCCUGAAUCCAAACCAAGUUUUAUUUCUUUAUUCUGUACUGUUUUUUGAGUGUGUGUUUUUUUUUUAUAUAUAUAAUAAUUAACUUGUAUUUGUGCAAA
Apodemus sylvaticus (European woodmouse) is the source of this 1599-nucleotide messenger RNA. It is a transcript of the gene Lzic, whose product is annotated as leucine zipper and CTNNBIP1 domain containing. The record is from RefSeq and is a predicted model, not a curated record. Bases 477 to 1049 code for a protein of 190 amino acids. NCBI's taxonomy places the organism in Eukaryota, Metazoa, Chordata, Mammalia, Rodentia, Muridae. Gene Ontology annotation, cellular component: cytosol; beta-catenin destruction complex; nucleus. Gene Ontology annotation, molecular function: beta-catenin binding. The transcript has 9 exons. Gene Ontology annotation, biological process: negative regulation of Wnt signaling pathway.